Messenger RNA from Pseudomyrmex gracilis, 9730 nucleotides. RefSeq names its product zinc finger protein Xfin-like. The record is from RefSeq and is a predicted model, not a curated record. The transcript is spliced from 10 exons. Gene Ontology annotation, cellular component: nucleus. Bases 581 to 7174 code for a protein of 2197 amino acids. Gene Ontology annotation, molecular function: zinc ion binding. NCBI's taxonomy places the organism in Eukaryota, Metazoa, Arthropoda, Insecta, Hymenoptera, Formicidae.
UGGUUGCAGUACGUUGCCUAGCCCCGGGUGGAGCGGUAUCGCAGCGGGCCGAGGAUCGCAGCGACGUCUCGAAAAAGGAAAGAUGCACAAGGAGCGGAAAGAACGGCACAUCGGUGGGCAUCACCCUUAGGCCAGUGGUCAUUUUUGCGCCCAAUGGUUCGAGGUAGCGGUCGAGAGAUAGUUGUUAGGACGACAAGACAGAGAUCCAAGACGCAACGAGGUGUGGAAACCUCGAGAGCGCCGCGUAACAGAUAGACGACGAGCGUGGAAUUAAGGAAGCGCGGAUCCCGGGCAGCCGCGGUGUGUGCGAGUCGUGUUGAGUCGACAACACGCCGUCGUCCAUCGUAGUUCUCUUCGUCGAGGCAUUACGAGGUAACGACGACUCGGGAGGAGGAGAAGAGUAGGAGGAAGUUGGUUCGGUUGUGCGAGUGAAGGCAACAAACACGCCUCAGUCUCUCUAUCGUGUUGACGUCGUCGUCGACGUCGACGACGACGACGACGACAGGGACGACGACGACGACGCUAGCUGCGAGAAAGAGAGAGACGGCGAGAGACGCGAAUUUUCUCAAGAGACAUUGCGAUGGCGACGAUAUCGAUAACUACGGCGCCGACGACGACGACGACGACGACGACGGCGACAACGACGUACACGGGAUCGACGUCGACUUUGGUCACAACGACCGAGACCACCAUAGCGAUGGAGCGGAGGAAGUCUUACCACGAGCUUUGUCGCUUGUGCGCCUCCUACGACGCUGUCAGGAUGGACAUAUUCGGCCAGGAAGGCAAGAACCGGCAACUCAUCGACAAAAUACAGAUAUGUUUGCCGUUCAAGAUAGUGGAAGAUGAUCGGUUGCCGAAAGUUUUGUGUUAUCGGUGUAUGUACAAUUUGGAAAAUUUUUAUGACUUCAGAACCGCGUGUGUAAAUGCAAACGCUUGGUUGGAGAGGAACAGGCCAAAAGAAGAUGUGAAUGACGCGCAAUGCGAUGAGAUGCGUACGAAGCUCCUGAGGGAAAACAUGCCGGUGCUCAUACCCGAGGCACCCGUGGUCAAUCCUAACGCGGCGUUGGGCACACCUCCGCGUUUGAAUUCCGACGGCGAGGCGGAUCCCGAGAUAGAGGAGAUCAUUGACACAAGCGAAGGUACGGACGAAGUAAUCGACGAUUCGGAAGACCGGCGAUCGGAGUACGAGUACGAGAUGGAUAUGGAAACAAAUCCCAGUGAUUUUCUGGAGAUGACGCCAAUGGUAACCGAGGAGAACGAAGAGGAUUGCGGCGCGAACAACGCGAGUGCCCCGAUCGUUCAGGACACCGCGACGGUUCUUCCGCACACGUCGCAGCAACACGAAGUCUACGUUUGCUCUCUAUGCAACAAAGCGUUCAGCUCGAAGGGUCACUUGUCUUUGCACGCGAGGAUACACGCGGGUGAAGGUGACGUGAUUGGCGAGCGAGUGAUCACCGACGAUCAUACUUCGUAUCAGCGGCCAUAUCAAUGUGAUCUUUGUCAUAAGUCGUAUUCAACAGCGAAGCAUCGUUGGGGACAUGUUUCCACAACGCAUCGGGGACAUCCUGCGGUGACGUGCGCGUAUUGUUCACGCAUAUACUCAACGCGCUACAAUCUUGACGAGCACAUAAAGUCACGGCACGCCGGUCUACCGCCAAAUCCCGAAUUGUCGGUUUCAUUUUCCCGCGCUAACGAUAACGGCAAUUAUCAGUGCCAAACGUGUUCGAUGGUGUUCACGGACUUCGCCGUUUUCAACGCGCAUCGUCAAAUCUGCAUGGAAGAGCAUCGUACGGAUCUUCUUGAGCAAAACGAGGCGCAGACCAAUAAGAAUUUAGUUGAUAUAUCCGACGCUUCGAGCGUGGACUCGGACGAUGAGAACAAAGACUUUAAGAACGCCGAAGCUAAACUGGCGAAAAAUCCACAAUUGACUAUAUUGAAGCACGCCUUGACCAAAGGAGACAGUUUGAAACGUAAUCACGACGACGCCGGCUCCGCAUCCAUUUGCAAACUCAGGAAAAUCACCAAGACAGAUGAUAGCGACAUUAAUUCUCAGAAAAGAUGGUAUUGCGAAGUUUGUCCGCAAAGUUUUGCGUCGAUAGACAGCUUGAAAGAGCACGAGAGUAUACACGACGCCGAGAAGCCUUUUAUUUGCGUUCUAUGUAAGAAAGACUUCGGCGUUAAGACGUCGUUAAUAAAGCACAUUAUGCAAGUGCACGGCGUCGAUCCCACUCCGAUCGUCAACAGUAACAAAUGUCUGAAGGCGUUGUCUCAGGAUUGGAACAAUCAGAUAGACGUAGGUCUUUAUGAACACACCGAGACGAAGGAGGAACCGCUGAACUCGUCAUCGCCCGAGAUGACUAUGGAAAACGACGACAAAGACUUGAAAGUUGAUCCGGAAAACGAGUCGGUGGAAAUUGAAACAGUAUUUAUAUGCGAGCUUUGCGCGAGGGAUUUCAACGACAGAGCGUCGUUGUGGUUACACAUACGAGCGACGCACAAAGAAAUUGCUGGUUUUGCGUGCGGAGUUUGUCUGAAGAUAUGCACCGACAACAUACAGUUGCAAAAUCAUCUAAAUAUGUAUCACGCGGCGUCGAACCUCUUUUUAUCGGUACAGAGAAGGUAUAGCUGCACGAUAUGCGGUAGACAGCAUGACUCGAGGAAAAAGCUAAUCGCUCACGUCUCUAUACAUAAUCUCGAUCCUACAUAUGAUCCUGCACAUUUUGUACGAUUAAAUAGCAUAUAUUGUAAUGACAACCUAAACGGCAAUGAUGGAAACGAGCAAGAUUUCGAUGGGGAUGACAGCGAAAAGGUCGAUUGUUACAUUUGUUACAAAUCGUUCCCGAACGAGGAUCAUCUCAUACGACAUCAGAGAAACGCUCACAAGCCUGAACAAUUGGUUCCAUUGGGAGACGGGAACGCGCAGAGCGUCAAUGGCAAUAGUAAUAGAGCACAGUAUCAUUUAUUCUUUGUGUGCGAGGUGUGCGGCAGUUCUCACUCGAGCAAAUGGGAACGUUGGUUACAUAUCAGUAGCAAACAUAGCAACGAAUCUUCUAUUAAGUGUGAAUAUGAAAAUUGCGAGAUGCUAUUUGCCACGAAAUCGUUGCGCAACGACCAUAUCCAGCAUCAUGUGAUUCAGGGUCCGAUACCGAAUACGUGCGAGGUGUGCGGUAAGCUCUGGCCUACCCGCGUCGAUUAUUGGAAGCAUAUGAUGGGCGUGCACACGGCCACGGUGCCUUUUAUCUGCGGUGUUUGUCUGAAAGUAGUUGCGAAUGUGUUGAAGUUGCAGGCGCACGUAAGGGCGAAACAUUGGCCGUUGACUAAUGGUGAUUUUAGCUGUGAUAUUUGCGGUAGACCAUAUUCCAAUAAAUCGAAGAUGUCGCGGCACAGAAAGAUUCACGGCCUAGAAGCGGCGCUGGCUGCGGCAGCUGCGACCGCAACAGGGGAAGGGGACAGGGACGUCGUGUGCAACAGUAGCUUCAAUGAGGCGACCAGCGAAACGAUGAUGAUCAAGCUCGAGCAAAACAACGGCGCCGCCGCGGAGGUCGAAUUGAAUUGCGAGCAAUGUCCCAAUCUGAGCUUCUCGUCCUUGGACAGUUUGUGCAUCCACCGACGUUUGGUGCACGGUCUUUUCCCGUGCGAUCUGUGUGUCAAGUUCUAUGGUAGAACGUCGCAUUUGUGGAAGCACGUGAACCGAGUGCACAAAGGCCACGCGGACGUGACUUGUCCGUAUUGUUCGAAAACCAGCGCGUCGAGGGAUCAUCUGGCGGCGCAUAUCGCGAAGAAUCACAGAUACGUGCCCGCGAUCGAUAAGGACAGUCAAAACUGCGUUACUUCCAAGUCCCUCCAGAACGUGGAGGACGGCGUUCAGCAUUACUGCGAGAAAUGCAACAAGGGAUUCCACAAACGUUAUCUUCUGCGACGUCACAUGAAGGGUUGUCAGAAUUAUCGCAAGGAUCCGGGCGCGUUGCUGACUCGUUGCAGAGCCUGCGAGAGAAUCUUCAAGGAUCGCGCGAGUCUGCAGAAGCACAUCGAGAAUCAUCACAGCACGUACACGUGCCACUUGUGCAACGAAACGAUCACAUCUAAACUGGGCAUUAUGACGCACAACCGCGUCAAUCACAUGGACCAUCCGGAUCUCACGUGCAGCCAACCGAGCUGCAAGAAACUCUUCCGUACAAAGGAGGAUCUGGAGUCCCAUAGGAAGGAUCACAAAUAUCACAGCAAUCCGAACGUGUGCGAUUUUUGUGGCGACACAGUGGAGAACAAGCUGAAGUUGAAAAUGCACGUGCUUUCGUUACAUCGAAACGAGAUCGGUGUGUCUUGCGGCGUCUGUCUCAUUCCCAUGAAAGAUCCGAAAGAUCUGAAGAAACAUGUUGAAACGGAACACAGCAGCGUUCUCACCAAACCAAAUACGUGUCAGGUAUGCGGCAAGCAGUACGCGUCCAAAUGGAAGGCCUUUGAUCACACCAAGAAGUGUCACGGGAAAGUUUUCCUCACGUGCAAACAAUGUCUGGCGGUCUUCACCGAUGAGAAUAACAUACGCGAUCAUUACGAAUACGUGCACAACGUUCCGAAGGAUCAGUUAUCCGUUUUCGAGUACAAAAUGGACAUCGGUGCGAAGAGAGAUGGUCACGAAACACCCGACAUCGUCGUGAAGGAGGAACCGGACGAUCUGGAGUUCGACGAGGAGAUAUGCGACGAGAGCUCGAACGACUCGCGCAAACGCAAGCGAAACCCGAAUGAUACUUACGACUGCGAGAUGUGUCCGGAGAUAUUCCUGAACCAGGACACUCUCGCCAAGCAUUACCAGAAUGUUCACAACACCGAUCCCAUUCGCAUGUUCAAGAAGUUCAAGGACAUCGGCGACAAACGCAAGAGAAAUAGAAACAACUUCGAGUGCAAGAAUUGCAAGAGACAAUUUCCGACGAAGACUCUGUUUUGGAAUCACAUAAGCACGUGCGUGCCGCGAAAUUCAAUGCGCAGAUACGAUUUCGCGAACAACAUACCGACGUCGAUUUUGGAGUCUCAUUUGAAGAACAACAAUCAGAUUCAGCGGGAGGAGCUGAUGCCGCUGACCAACGAGUCCAAUCUGAAUAUUCCCGAUUUCAAUUUGUUCGAGGACAUCAAUAUGCAACUGUCGGCACAGAAGCCCGUGCCGAAUCUCAUGCCGUUGUCGCACAUGAAAUCGGGGAACGGGAAAUGUUCGAGGAAGGAUUCGCGCAAGGUUUACGACGAAUCGACCAAUACCACUUGCACGUGUGAAGUAUGCGGCAAGCAGUGGCCCGCUAAGAAGCACUUGUGGCAACACUUGAUACGCUUCCAUCGUGCUGAAGCCGCGGUGACGUGCGGCGUAUGUCUGAAACUGUGUAAGUCAUACGAAGAUCUGUCCGAUCAUCUGAAGGCCGAACACGCCCCAGUUUUGUCGCCGGAGGGUAACAACUUUACUUGUAAAACGUGCGGCAGAUAUCACAACGCGAGGAGCAAAUUGCUGUUGCACAUGAGCAUUCAUAUCGGAAACUUCCGAUGUCAAAAGUGCCAGCAGGGUUUCGCGAGCGAGGAGAAGCUCGGUGAACACGCGGCGAUGGGUUGCAGCGUCAGGUCGGAGUGCGAGGAUCAAGCGACCGCGGAUGAGGACAACACGAAGAACGACAACGACGAGAAGGGUAGUUUGAUUGCCGACGAGACGUCGGCCAUCGAGGAAGCGGAGGAAGAAGCGGAGGACUUCGAAUCGGAGGGCGUUGAAAGCAGGGACAUAAACGACGAAGAGGACAGCAACAGCGAGGAGGAAAACUCGGAAAAUAGCGACUCGGAUAGCGCUAGUAGCAGCUCGAGCGACGACGAGGACGAAGAGAAAGAGGAAGAGGAGGAAGGGGAGGAAGCGGAAGAGGCAGAAGAAGCGGAAGGAGGAGAGGACGAUGAAGACAAUGAGAACGAAUCCGGGACGAGAACCACAAGCAGAGCGAGCGACAACAGUGUAUCGUGUUCUUCCGAGAGCGAAGAUUCCGACAUGGAUGAAGCGGAAGUGCGUACCGUGCAAAAGGAAGCGCCCCAAGUGAGCAACAUGUUCGAGACGCGUGACGACGAUAUCCAAGAGAAUUUGACAAGUGCUGAAGAUCAGAAAACCGAUCUCGCGUCCGUUCGAACAGACGUGGAACAGACGAGACCAAGUGACGCGAAUGAUCUAUUGGCUUCUGGCGAACCUAUGAACGUAGAUAAAUUUGAUACGUUGCAUCUUGAAAAGUCGUCUGCUAAAGCCGCGACGAGCGACGUGGACUUGUCUGACGAUAACGAGGACGACGACAAGGAGGAGGAGAACAACGAAAACGAGGAGGAAGAGGAUGAAGAAGAGGAAGGCGAAGAUGAGGCCGAGAGCGAGGACGAGACCGAGGCGGAAGAAGAGGAAGACGAGGAGGAGGAGGAGGAGGAGGAUGACGACGGGCCGCCAGUGCUGAGUCCGAUAAUGCCUUUGUUGCAAGAAAACGAAGCCGAGGAACAUAGCAACAUAGAUCGACACAAGCUCAGUCCGAUGGUCUCUCUUAACAUGCACAAAGAUUUGGAAGAAUGCGAAAUAACGGAAGUACAAAACAGCGCGGAGAACGCGGACCCGUCGUCGAACGCGGCCACUUUCUACGCGGCUAACAACAACGAUCUGUCCGUAACGUGGCACUCGGACUCGGACGACAACGGCGAACGCGAUUGCGACUCGGACAUCGGAGACAAGGAUGUGAUAGUGGUGAACAACCAGUUCGACAAGGCGUACGAGAAGAUGGAAGUUGACGAGGACGAGAACUUCGUAGAGGAUUCCAUGGAUGAGAACACGAUGGACGACGACAGGGACGACGGAGCUGACGAGCAACAGGUGCACGAGAUACACAAUCUCGACGGGACCGUGUUAAUGGUGGCGAACGACGCGGAGGGUAAUCAGAUAUUGAUAGAGCAGAACGUGUUGGAUAUUGAGAACGAGGAUUCAAACACCGAGAUGACGCAGUACAUUUAUCCGGAGAACGCUUACGAGAUCGUCGAGGAGGAUUACGCGACGCGCAACGAAGCCGAGGACAUGCAAACGGACGAGAUGGGCGGUGAUGUGACUUACGUUCAGAACACAUCGGAGAACGAGGAGGACAGCAUGGAGACCGGAGACAUCGAGGAGAAUAGUGACGAAAUACAAAAAUAGUAGAACACGAGUGCCAAACUGGAGAGAAAUUACAGAGUUUUGUAAUAAAGUGUAAGAUAUAUAUGCAUAUAUAUAUAUUAUAUAUAUAUAUAUAUAUAAAAAUACACACACCAUUUUUGCCGGAGCCAAUGAGGAUUUUCCAAUGAGGAGGAAAGUGAAGAAGAGAGAACAUCUGUCAUACGUACCUUGAAAACACAAAUUGAGAUUGUACAGUAGAGUAAGUAAAGAGUAUUUGUUUAGGAAGUGGACAACUUUUAAUAGAGUAUUAAAACGAGAAGAGAGAGUUCACGAUGUGUGUGUGUUGUGUGUAUGUAUGUGUGUGUGUGUGUGUGGAGGAACAUUUUUAUCAUUGAUCUGCCGCCGCAGAGGCAUUGCGUCCACAAUUUCCGCGCGAUAUCGCGAAGCUUCCUUGGGGAAAAAAAAAAAAAAAAGAUGCGACUCGUUUCACACACGGUGUACAACAGAGUUUGAAAUUGUCAAGCGGGUGCACCACCAAUGUGUGCACAAGCGUUACACGAAUUAUUGCGACAAAGAGUUACGAUUUAUAGUAUCCUUUUUUUAUGUUUCUUGCGAUCAAAAAAAAACAAAAAAACAAAAAAAAAACAAAACUAUCGAAGAAGAUACUUUAUGUGGAAUAUUGUUUAUUUGCGUAUUUCGACAGCACUUUUUUGACAAUAAUACACUUUAUCUAGUAGUUUACAUGUUGUUUCUGCGCGAUGUUCGUUCGUAGGACAAAAAUAGAACGCGGACAUGUGUGUUGGAAAACUGAUUGUUGCGAAAUUAAACUAAUAACUUCGUAAGUUUUAGAACUGCGCGCAGCAGAGAUCGUCAUCGUCUGCGUAUUAAUUUAAAAGUGCUUUUGUUUGCGUUAUGGAAAAAAAAAAAAAACAGCGAUUGUCUGGAUCAAAAAUUGUGCAUUAAAGAUCUUUUGAAUCAUUCGUCUGUGUGUGUUAUUUUUUUUCAUUCGAUAUCAGAGAGAGAGAGAGAGAGAGCGAGCGAUGACAAAAAAUUAAACGUUUGAAACGAAUCUGCGCGUAUGUGCAUACGUAAGGUCCGAGAAGAAGCAACCGAGUACACAUCCGACAAACCACUUUUUAUGUCGAUACAAGCGUUGUUAGCGCCCUAUUAGAACACCCUUUCUUUUUUUCGUUAGUGUAACGAGAAGUGAAACAAGAAUCGUGCAUUCUCACUAUAUAUAUUUUUAUGAAAGUAAAAAAAAAAAAAAGAGGGAAAAAUAAACACAUGUUAAUGUAAAUAAUAGCUUUAAUUGAUUAACUUGUAUAGUUGAGUGAGAGUUUCAAGCGUGUUUCUACGGUGUGCAUGAGAGCGCGAAUAUGUGUGCAUGUAAAUCGAACAAUACAGAGAGUUGUAAUUAUAUAUAUAUGUAUAUACAUAUACAUACAUACAUAAAUACACAUAUAGAACAUGUGCGUAUUAAAAAGAAAAAAAAGAAAGCGAUACCUCGAUUACACACACAUAUUAAUGAUUAGUUUGAUAUUAAAGCAAUGAUACACAAGUGCUUUGUAUUAUAUUAACUUAAUUUAGCAAAUUGAUUUUAAUUUUCGGUUUGAGAAUCAUAGAAAUAUGGAUUUCUUUUUAAUUGAUAAGAAAACAAAAACAAAACGUAGGUUUCAAUGUACGUUUCCGUUUGGAUGGAGAGUUCGUUAAUAUUUCGCACAUUUUUUUUUAACGCGUGCGUAGUGACGUAAGUUUAGUAGAUAAAGAGUUAAAUAUUAGAUAUUAGCGUGAGAGAGAAGAGAGAGAGAGAAAGAGAGAGUUUGUGCGUGUAAGUGUAAGAGUGAGAGAGAAAGAGAGACAUGACGGUGUUUGUUAUAUCGUCGAUUUCUAAUAAUACCAACGAUCUCUUUUUUUCCUGAUUAUUUAUUAUUGUAUUCAUUCCAAAGUAAUCUCUGAAGUGUGAAGACACCGCGGGAGAAUUUCUUUUUUUUUUUUUUUUUUUUUUUUCUUCCUCGUAUUAUGUUAUCCUACAUAAACGAUUAUCCGCUCGAGGGAGAUAAAUGUUGCAGAGUUUCGAAAUUCAUGAGCAUUGACGCUCGUUUUAAAAGAUGAUUGUUAAACCAAAGUUGAACUUUGGUUUGUUUUGUUCCCAUCAUUAUAUAAAACGCUACGAUCUCUCUUCGAUGCGUCGUUGUUAUUGGACACACAUGUAAUUACAAAUCGGCGCGACAAAAUUUUUGUCAAAUGCUUAUCACAUUUUUUUUUUUUUUUUUUAUCACAAUGAUCGGAAUACUAAUACGAAACGCGACGAAUAUGCGCGAUGUUACGUGUCACAAGCACGAUACAUCCUAGAUGAAUUGUAGAUCUUAUAUAAUCAUGAGCGAAACAACAAUCGUUUAGUCUGGAAUUAUUUUUUAAAACGUAAUUGAAGAUUAUUGCUCCUGAAAAAAUGAUGAUGAUUUUCUUCGCUCUGUGACGAACGGUCCGUGUGUGUUAUGUCAUAAUACCAAUUGUAAUGAGGACAUUUGUAAUAUAGCAUAAAUUUUUAUCAUUCUCUGUAUUUGUUCACGACACAAAUUACAAUAAUUAUUCUCCAUG